CCAGCAUUUCCAUUCGCUUAACAGAUCACCAUCCACGCGUUUUCAGACUCCUACAGUAACUGACAUGCAGACGCGAUACUGAUAAAAGGACGAAGAAGGGUAACGCGUGCGCGACGCGGUAUUGGGCAUGACGUCAGUGCAAUCAUUUCUGAGUUGAAUCGUUCGGCAUGGCAUUGAGGUUUACAAAGCAAGAGUAGAGCCCCUCGCGAGUCGGCUAUACAGAAGAGCAGACAAACUACACCACCAGCCGAGCUUGUUAAGCAUCAAGACUCUAUUCGGCGUUUCUCUCCACCUCUGACGUCACUACAUAAGAAAACGAUUGUUAAACAGUUAGAAAAAGAAUUGACAUGUACAAGACUACUCUAAACGUUUACUCUACCACCAUAUCCUCAACAUGCCUGCCACAUCGCUCACCAUAAUCUUUUCACCUUACCACGUCGGCGUUCGCGACCACCGCGUCGGCGAUGGCCCAAACCGCAUCCGCACACUCGGUCUGGUCUCUUCGCUCGAGAACCUAGGCAUCAAAGUCGACAUCGACGAAAUACCUCCCGUCGACGACUUCGAAGGCGAGAUAGGCCGUUCAUUCGAAAUCCUCCGCCUGACCUCCCUGGCCGUCAGCAAAGCGCAAUCUAACAACUCGUUCCCUUUUAUUCUCUCUGGCAACUGCAUGGCUAGCGUGGGAGCGGCAUGUGGGUUAGGCAUCAAGGAUCUCAACUUCAUCUACUUCGACGCCCACGACGACAUGGACACGCCUUCUACGAACCAGAAUGGUUAUUUCGAUGCCAUGGGUCUAAGUAUGUUGGCGGGGAAGAGCUGGCAUUGGCAUACGGAGCAGAUACCAGGAUAUGCACCGAUGAAGUACGAUAAGAGGUUCUUGUAUGUUGGGCUAAGAGAUGUGAACGAGGUACAGCGGAAGACGGUGCAAGAAGCUGGAGCAGAUGUGAUAUGGGGUGAUGCUGAGAAGGCUGUGGAUUUCCCUGGCGAGUUGCAAAAGCGGCUUGAGGAGAGAGAUAUGUCGCCUUCGCUCGUGCAUCUUGAUUUAGAUGUUCUAGACAAAAGUGUAGGCGUGGUCAAUGGGUUUGAGAGCGAGGGCGGGCUGCAGGAAGAGGAUGUAGUGCUGUGCAUGAGUCUGUUGCCGAAGAAAGCCACUCCGGUGUCUUUUACUAUGUGUUCUUUCAACCCGAAUCUGGGAGAUGGGGAUAAAAUUGCUGGCAUAGGUAUUCGUGCUGCUGUGGCAUUUGUUGAGUCGUUGAUUGUGGAGAAAGUGCUGUCAGCGCAAAGCUAGCAACCGUAAGAACAGAAGGCCCACUAGACAAUCAAGAAAAUG
Molecule: messenger RNA, 1327 nt
Organism: Alternaria alternata
Lineage: Eukaryota; Fungi; Ascomycota; Dothideomycetes; Pleosporales; Pleosporaceae
Product: Arginase/deacetylase
Exons: 1
Coding region: 395-1285 (296 amino acids)
Cellular component (GO): cytosol; cytoplasm; nucleus
Molecular function (GO): manganese ion binding; arginase activity
Source: RefSeq, a predicted model, not a curated record